This is a messenger RNA of Periconia digitata, 1531 nucleotides long. Lineage: Eukaryota; Fungi; Ascomycota; Dothideomycetes; Pleosporales; Periconiaceae. The record is from the annotation of a GenBank genome assembly.
CAGCUGCUACCUCCUCCUACUCCACAAUCACUCCGGCCGCUCACUCCACAAACAUACAUCCUCCACCAUCACCACGCCGCUACAUCUGCAUCGGCACUGCCAGCCAUACUAUAUUGCGCCUAUUGUAUUGAUACCCAUCCAUCUGCUCUGCACUGCCCACGACGCGGCUUCCUCUUCCCUCUUCCUCUCACGUCGUUACACCUCCAUUCCGACGACAUGUCUACACACGCUGCGCCCUCGCAAAACUACGACUACCUGCGCCGCAAGCAGAGCACAAAGGCCACGCCCGUCUCCUCCGUCACUCCCGCGCGCAGGCCCACGAGAACCGCCAGCGAGCGGAACAGCAACGGCACAGUGAGCUCCUACAGCACCACCGAGACCCAUGAGACUGCCAUCACAGAGCCGCCCACCUACUCCAAGAAGCUUGUAGUCGUUGGAGAUGGCGGCUGCGGAAAGACAUGUUUGUUGAUCAGCUACAGCUCCGGCAACUUCCCAGAGAAAUAUGUGCCAACUGUCUUCGAGAACUACAUUACCCACACCCCUCACCCUCCAACUGGCAAGAUGGUCGAACUUGCACUGUGGGACACGGCUGGCCAAGAAGAGUACGAUCGGUUGCGUCCACUAUCUUACCCUGAAACCGACAUCAUCUUCGUAUGCUUCGCUAUUGACUGCCCCAACUCGCUCGAGAAUGUUAUGGACAAGUGGUAUCCUGAAGUACUGCACUUUUGCCCAACCACCCCUCUGAUGCUACUGGGACUCAAGUCAGAUCUGCGAAACAAGAAGAACUGCAUCGAGCUUCUCAAGACUCAAGGGCUCACACCCGUCACCCCCGAGCAAGGUCGCACCGUCGCCAAAAAGAUGGGCGCUAUGUACAUGGAAUGCAGCAGCAAAGAGCAAGAUGGUGUGGAAGAGAUCUUCGACAUGGCAGUAACUAUGGCCGUAGGUGACGAGUACAAGACCCCAGAGAUCUCGUCGUCAUCGGCGCCACGGCCUGCGUUUCCCGCAGGUGGUAAGAAGACCAAGAAGCGGGAAAAGUGCACCAUUCUCUAAGUGGGUGCGACCCCGUUGUUCUCGUCCGUUCCUCGGGAUUGGUGCCCUCACCUAUCUUGCCCGCGCAUCCUGAGCUACCCUCUUCUCUACAAUCGAUGGGUUCAGGUCACGGAACGACACGAUUAUAUCGAUAUCACGACGCUGGACGACCCAAUCAAGAUGCUUAACGACCUCACCAUGAAUGCUCUUGAUUUUUCUGCGACUCGGGCGACGCUUCAUCAAGGUUGGCAGCCAAGGAUAUGAUUGAUUGGUGCUGCCAUUCCGUUUCUCUCUCUAGCCAUGUUACUUUUCGACCUGUUCUUUUGCAAGCGAAAAGAGUGAUAUUUUCGAACUGGGCUUCGAUGUCUCCCUCUAAUACAUAAGCAUGUGUGUACCUUUGUAAGUGGCUGCUACAGUUGGUGUUGGCGUUGGCAAACAAAGUGGGGGAAUAUGCGAAGAGGAACUUAUGUUUUCCUUCUUCUUGACUCCCGUCUCCUUUUCU